Molecule: messenger RNA, 2316 nt
Organism: Papaver somniferum (opium poppy)
Lineage: Eukaryota; Viridiplantae; Streptophyta; Magnoliopsida; Ranunculales; Papaveraceae
Product: topless-related protein 1-like
Exons: 13
Coding region: 1-1740 (579 amino acids)
Biological process (GO): regulation of DNA-templated transcription
Molecular function (GO): protein binding
Source: RefSeq, a predicted model, not a curated record
AUGUCGAUCUCUGAUAAAGAGGCGUUGUUUAUGAUACUACAAGCCCUAUAUGAAGGGCAUUAUGAAAAGGCUGCUCACAAGUUUGAGCAAGAAUCUGGUAUCUACUUUAACAUGAUGUAUUUCGAGAAUGAGUUACGAAACGGCCAUUGGGAAGAAGUUGAGAAUUACCUUCUUGGUUUUACUGAGUUAACCAGUAAUCGAUACUCGGUUAAGCUUUUCUUUGAGAUUAGGAAGCAAAGGUACUUGGAGGCAUUAGACAGGAAGGAGAUCGGAAAGGCUAGGGAUAUGCUGGUAAACGACUUGAAGGUUUUUAAGACAUUUGACGAAAAGGUGUAUUUGGAUAUGACUGGACUCUUGGGAUUGGACAACUUCAGGGAAAAUCAGCAACUUAAGAUGUAUGUCGAUGAAAUUUCUGCGCGUGCAGUUUUGCGUGAUUCAGCCAAAGACUUGAUUCAAGCUAAUCCACUUUUCAAGGACAAGUUGGAAAUUCCAAUCCUUGUGGAGUCGAGGCUACAAUCUAUCUAUAACCAGAGCUUGCUUAGGCAGCAACACCCACUUCAACAGGAGAAGGACCUGAUGUCCAAUCCCUUUGGAGUAAGACCCGUCCCUGCAGGUUAUGCAUAUCGUAACACACAAAACAAUGAAGGUGUAGCUUCAUUCGGUAAAUAUCAGAAUUCUGAGAAUGCAUGGCUUAAACUGGCCAAGGUAGCUGAUGAGGUCACUGUCAAUGAAAUUAAGGAACGGGGUCAAUGUCGAUCUUUGCGGCUUCCUGAUAAACUGAAAUGUAACAAGAUAUCAAGGUUGAUGUAUGCUAAUUCAGGUCGUUCUAUUUUAGCGCUAGCGUCAAACGCAAUGCAUCAGUUUUGGAAAUGGGAGAAAACUGAGGCGUCAGCCAGUGUUCGCCCUGAAAUAUGGGAACCGAAAAGUGGUAAGCUGAUGGUCAAUGAUAUAGAAGACGUAACCAAUGAAGAAACUGAGCAUUGUUUCUCUAUGUCCAAUAAUGAAGUUUACCUCAUUUCAACAUCGGGUGGAGAGAUUUCCGUGUUCUCAACGGCAACAUUUGAGAAAUUGAACACAUUCAUGCCGCCGCCACCUGCGUGUACAAGUCUCAUUUUCUACCCCGAAGACAACAACAUAUUGGUUAUUGGCACAGAGGAUUCAAACAUCCUGAUAUAUGAUAUCCACAAAGAUACGAUUAUGAAAACUCUUAAAGGUCACUUAAAUAAAAUCAUAGGUUUGGCAUAUUCUAAAGAACUCAAAGUCCUAGUUUCAUUGGAUGCAGAGGCUCAGAUUUGUGUGUGGAAAUGGGAUACAUGGGUUAAGCAGAACACAGCGGCCUUGCAAAUACCAGCUGGGACGAAUUCUGCUUCAGCUAUCCGUGUACAAUAUCAGAAUGAUCAGAUUCACUUCCUUGUGGUGCAUCAAAUACACCUUGCUAUAUACGAAACAACAAACUUGAAGCGUGUAAAACAGUGGGUUGUACCUAGAUUUUCUGCGCAUAUCACUGACGCAACAUUGUCUAGCGAAAGCGAAAUGAUAUUUGCCAGUUUUCUUGAUGCAACCAUUUUAGUUUUUGGAGUUGCAAACUUUCAACCCGUGUGUCGCAUUCAACCAUCUGCAUAUCUCCAUGCAAUUUCAAGGUAUUACUGCCUCUUAUGUUUAUGUAAAGCUACACUACCACUAGUCUGUCUUAAGAUUUUUGUUAGCUUGCCCCUUGUUCUAAAGAGGGUAGGCCAGUAAGUUGCACGAACCAUUUCGAUGAAUAAUGGAAGCUGCAAAACCGCGUAGGUGAUCAAGAAAACACAAGUGAUGAUUGUGAUAAAAAGUGGAAACCAUGAAAAUCUAUGUCCGAGAACGAUAGAAAGUGCGGCACUAAAAGCUAUCAUCAUGGAAACUACAGACAAGAAGAGACUCAGGAGACCAAGUAUCAACUUCUUUGGCAAUGACUUGAGGAAAUCUUUUUCGGUAUAACUUGAGGUUAAUAUGGAUAAAAAGGCAAGAACUGAUGUGAGGUAAGAGAAGAGACCAAAGGCAUCUGCUGCUAGAAACAGUAAGAAUGACGUGUUAUUUAGAAAAAUUGGUGUACCAUUUUUUUCGCUAUUGCUGUCGCCAUAGUUUCCACCGGGUAUAGUAAAAGCGGCAACAAACACAACGGUUGUCACGAGAGCAGCAACCACCAUGCAUGACCCAGCUGUUCUCUGCAUCCAUUCUUCUCCUUGCUUCAUUAACUUCUCAUGUUCUUCUGUGAAUAAAGCUCGAGCAGUCAUCCCAGCUUUGUUUGUAAUUAGCCUAUCUUUUUGUGGAGUAAAAUGUUCC